Messenger RNA from Fusarium pseudograminearum CS3096, 1848 nucleotides. RefSeq lists its product as uncharacterized. The coding region runs from base 1 to 1848 and encodes 615 amino acids. Gene Ontology annotation, molecular function: fluconazole transmembrane transporter activity. Gene Ontology annotation, biological process: xenobiotic detoxification by transmembrane export across the plasma membrane. The transcript has 3 exons. The record is from RefSeq and is a predicted model, not a curated record. Lineage: Eukaryota; Fungi; Ascomycota; Sordariomycetes; Hypocreales; Nectriaceae.
AUGUCAGACAUUAUCAGAGAUGCUCCCUUGGGGCAACUCAUCCGCUUCGUCACCCGCAACAGAUAUUUUCAAUACCCUGAAGAGAAGCCCGACUUCAAGCUCCCCGAUGCAUGGGACACAGUUAUCAACAACCCAAACGUUAUUAUCGAUGAGAGCCCUGCCAACAACAACAACGCCCUCCUCACAGGCACAGCCCUCGCUUCCUCCGCCUCGUCCACCGUCGCAGCAACUGAAGAUCCCAAGAUCAAGAGCGAGACGGACAAGGAAACCGAAGAUGUCGAGCGCGCUGAUUCAGUCCCCGUGAGACUACAUCGUUCUAGAUCGCCUCAGGAGACGCAGGCUUACACCAUCGAUCGUCUAGAAGCCGACGAGGAGCAUGAUGUGGAAAAGGUUAAGUCUAUCCCUGUCGUGCCGAAGCGUACCAAGGAUGGACAUAUCCUCGUGGAUUGGUACUAUAGCGACGAUAAUGAGAACCCUCACAACUGGACCAACAACAGACGUCUCGGCGUCGCCCUGAUAAUCUGCCUCUACACCUUUGUUGUCUACACUUCAUCGGCCAUUUAUACUUCCUCGACAGAAGGUGUCAUGCGGGCCUUUGGUGUAAGUCAGCUCAAGGCCACGCUGGGUCUUUCUCUCUACGUUCUCGGCUACGGCACUGGGCCUCUUAUUUUCUCGCCCCUGAGUGAGAUCCCUCGCAUCGGUCGUAACCCCGUCUACAUCGUCACCAUGUUCCUCUUUGUCAUCAUCUCCAUUCCCACCGCGCUGGUCAAGAACUAUCCCGGCCUUAUGGUUCUUCGAUUCCUUCAGGGUUUCUUUGGUUCGCCUUGUUUGGCUUCCGGAGGUGCUUCACUCGGUGAUAUCUACAGCUUCAUGGCUCUUCCUUAUGCCAUGAUGGCUUGGGUCGCUGCUGCUUACUGUGGACCUGCGCUCGGCCCUCUUCUCAGUGGUUUUGCUGUCCCUGCCAAGGGCUGGCGCUGGUCUCUGUACGAGAGUAUCUGGGCCUCCGCCCCUAUCUUUAUCCUCAUGUUCCUGCUCCUCCCCGAGACAAGCGGUGCAAACAUCCUCCUCCGCCGUGCUGAGCGUCUCCGUAAGCUCACAGGAAACGAGCGUUUCAUGUCACAGAGUGAGAUUGAUCAGCGCCACAUGAAGGUUUCCGCCAUCGCUCUUGAUGCCCUCAUCAAGCCCAUGGAGAUCACCAUCAAGGAUCCCGCUGUGCUGUUUGUGCAGAUUUACACUGCAAUCAUCUACGGAAUCUACUAUUCCUUCUUCGAAGUCUUCCCCCGCGUCUACCCCGUUUAUUAUAACAUGAACCUGGGCGAGAUCGGUCUUGUCUUCCUUUGUGUCCUUGUCUCAUGUAUGAUUGGUGUCGGGGUCUACCUCUCUUACCUCUACUUUUACAUGGACCCUCGCAUCGCCAAGCGCGGCUGGCCCAUCCAAGAAAGCCGUCUCGUCCCAGCUCUUCCAGCCUCUAUUGGACCUACUAUCGGCUUGUUCCUCUUCGCCUGGACAGCUCGAGCUUCGAUCCACUGGAUCGUGCCAACCAUCGGUAUCACCAUCUACGGUGCCACCGUCUUUGUUGUCAUGCAGUGUAUCUUUGUCUACAUUCCCCUGAGCUACCCUAUGUAUGCUGCCAGUCUCUUUGCUGCGAACGACUUUUUCCGAAGCGCUCUUGCUUGCGGUAGCGUCCUCUUUGCACAGCCCCUAUUUGACAACCUCGGUGUUGACAAGGGCACAAGUCUGCUUGGUGGUUUGAGUGUCAUUGGUAUCAUUGGUAUCUGGUUGCUUUACUUUUAUGGUGCCAAGCUGCGAUCUCUCAGCAAGUUUGCUGUCUCCGAUCAUGUUGAGUAG